CGCACAACCGUCAGAUCACUUCAUCCAACGGCUCUAAAAAAACCCUAAUCUCAUACCUUCUUUACUCCACUUAUAAAAACUCUCUUUGCAGCACACUCCUUCCAUUCUUCAUUUUCCUCCAUCUAUUGAGAGAGCUAGUCUGCAGAUAAUUCAUUAAGGAUGGGUAAGGAAAAGAUUCAUAUCAGCAUUGUCGUCAUCGGACAUGUCGACUCCGGCAAGUCAACAACCACUGGUCACUUGAUCUACAAGCUUGGAGGAAUCGACAAGCGUGUGAUCGAGAGGUUCGAGAAGGAAGCUGCUGAGAUGAACAAACGUUCUUUCAAAUACGCAUGGGUGCUCGACAAACUUAAGGCCGAGCGUGAACGUGGUAUUACCAUCGAUAUUGCCCUCUGGAAGUUUGAAACCACCAAGUACUACUGCACAGUCAUCGAUGCCCCCGGACAUCGUGAUUUCAUCAAGAACAUGAUUACUGGUACUUCCCAGGCCGAUUGUGCCGUUCUCAUCAUUGACUCCACCACUGGAGGUUUCGAAGCUGGUAUUUCCAAGGAUGGGCAGACCCGUGAGCACGCUCUUCUCGCUUUCACUCUUGGUGUGAAGCAAAUGAUCUGCUGUUGUAACAAGAUGGAUGCUACCACCCCUAAAUACUCCAAGGGUAGGUACGAGGAAAUCGUGAAGGAAGUGUCUUCAUACUUGAAGAAGGUCGGAUACAACCCAGACAAAAUCCCAUUCGUUCCAAUCUCUGGAUUCGAAGGUGACAACAUGAUUGAGAGGUCAACCAACCUUGACUGGUACAAGGGACCAACCCUUCUUGAAGCUCUUGACCAGAUCAACGAGCCAAAGAGACCCACAGACAAGCCACUCCGUCUACCACUUCAGGAUGUUUACAAGAUCGGUGGUAUUGGAACUGUGCCAGUGGGACGUGUUGAGACAGGUAUCAUCAAGCCUGGUAUGGUUGUGACCUUCGGACCAACAGGGUUGACCACUGAAGUCAAGUCUGUUGAGAUGCAUCAUGAAGCUUUGACCGAAGCUCUUCCUGGUGACAAUGUUGGGUUCAAUGUUAAGAAUGUUGCUGUGAAGGAUAUCAAGCGUGGGUAUGUUGCCUCAAACUCCAAGGAUGAUCCUGCUAAGGGUGCUGCCAGUUUCACUUCCCAGGUUAUCAUCAUGAACCACCCUGGUCAGAUCGGAAAUGGUUAUGCUCCAGUGUUGGAUUGCCACACUUCUCACAUUGCUGUUAAGUUCCAAGAGCUGUUGACCAAGAUUGACAGACGAUCAGGAAAGGAGCUUGAGAAGGAGCCCAAGUUUUUGAAGAAUGGUGAUGCAGGUAUGGUUAAGAUGAUGCCGACCAAGCCUAUGGUGGUGGAGACUUUCGCAGAGUACCCACCUCUUGGAAGGUUUGCUGUGAGGGACAUGCGUCAGACUGUUGCUGUUGGUGUGAUCAAGAGUGUUGACAAGAAGGACCCGACUGGAGCUAAGGUGACCAAGGCCGCAGCCAAGAAGGGUGUCAAGUGAUAUGAUAGGUGUUGUGUUUUGGUGAUCGAGUCUUUUUAUUUUCUGUCUGUUUGGAUUACUAGUUUUGGACAAUCUUAUAUUUUGUUGAAGAGUUUUUGGUAUUGGAUCUGGGAAGUUUCGUUAUGUUGGAAACUUUCCCAGGUUUGAAGACUUUUGUUGUGGUUUAAAUCUAUAGUGGUCUAUGGCAUGAGUUGGUUUUUAAAAACAUUUAAAUCUAUUUUCAACAUUUUAUCA
Molecule: messenger RNA, 1743 nt
Organism: Lactuca sativa (garden lettuce)
Lineage: Eukaryota; Viridiplantae; Streptophyta; Magnoliopsida; Asterales; Asteraceae
Product: elongation factor 1-alpha
Biological process (GO): translational elongation
Molecular function (GO): GTP binding; translation elongation factor activity; GTPase activity
Source: RefSeq, a predicted model, not a curated record